CAACACUUUGACUUCACUUGUUUCGUCAGGUGACAGCACUUGCGAGAGGAGGUUAAUCUCCGCAGUAGAUGUAUCUGUGCCAGAGUUAACACGGGCGUGUCGCCUCCGAAUGAGACGGGUCCAAACCCCGAUGCAAGCGAAGUGUUGCUGCUGCUUCGAGGAGAAAGUCGCCGCUGUAGUGUUGGAGGAGCUCUUCACAGAAAGGCCCGCCCGCUACUGUGCAUCACAGACUGUACACAGAUGUGUGAGGAUCCUCUGAAACAGUUGAAAGAUCUGACGCAGCUCAAAAGUCAGCUGGAGGAGAUCCAGAGGCGAGUGGAGAACGAGGUGUCUGUCGGAAUCCCUCAGGGAGGCUCUCUGUUAGGAUCUCCAUUUCUGAAGGGCUUCCUGGCCGGAUAUGUGGUGGCCAAGCUACGCUCUUCUGCCGUCCUCGGAGUUCUGCUGGGAACAAUAACUGGCAUGUUUGUGGCACAGAACUAUCAAGUGCCCAACAUUGAAAAGACUGUGAAAGAGUAUCUGAACAACGCGAGGAAAGGACCUUAGUGAUUUGGUCUGACAGCUCGCCCUCAUGGUCUUUUACCUGUGGCAUAAAAGACACAAAAGGAAAUAGCAUUGGAGCAGUUCGUCAGUGGCUUGUGACAGAUCAGCCUUCAAGGUUUCUCGAUAUAACUGGAUUUUCAUUUGGGACUGAACGUUAAAGACUGGAUUUUCUUUCUCAAUUAGUUAUUUUGUUUCAUGUUCAUUUAUGUACUUCUCUCUUUCAUUUUCACUUUUCACAAAAUGUAAGACUUUGUACUACAAUGUCUCAAGGUUUGGUCCAGUAACACUUAACAACAAAUAACUUGUCUUUAGUAUGGUUGCCCGGAGCAACUGUCUUAGCCCAUUGCAUUUUGAAUCAGUCAUUUUAAAAUAGCCAGUGAUUCCUGCAAAUAUUUCCUACUCCUUUUUAAUGUUCAGCUGAAGUUACAUAUACAAAGUUAUACAGAGAGUGGUGUGUCUAAGUAAAUUAUAAUUGACAUUUAAAUGGUUGCGAUUUAAAGAUGUCCAUUUAAAAAAAUGCAAGGGUUUGCACUAAAGUUAG
Molecule: messenger RNA, 1081 nt
Organism: Scophthalmus maximus (turbot)
Lineage: Eukaryota; Metazoa; Chordata; Actinopteri; Pleuronectiformes; Scophthalmidae
Product: SLC35A4 upstream open reading frame protein
Exons: 3
Coding region: 241-543 (100 amino acids)
Source: RefSeq, a predicted model, not a curated record